Passer montanus (Eurasian tree sparrow) is the source of this 1629-nucleotide messenger RNA. RefSeq names its product ceramide synthase 1 (gene CERS1). The coding region runs from base 142 to 927 and encodes 261 amino acids. Gene Ontology annotation, molecular function: sphingosine N-acyltransferase activity. Gene Ontology annotation, biological process: ceramide biosynthetic process. The record is from RefSeq and is a predicted model, not a curated record. Lineage: Eukaryota; Metazoa; Chordata; Aves; Passeriformes; Passeridae. The transcript is spliced from 6 exons. Gene Ontology annotation, cellular component: membrane.
CCCCCGAUCUCCCCCUCCCCAGCCUCCCUCGGGCCCCGAGCGAGGCUGCACCGCCCUGGGGUGCAGUCCCGCUGCUGAAUUCCCUGCCGCCCGCAGCCCUUCGGGGAGUGGUGCCAGCUGCAGCCCAAGGAUGCUGCCAAGAUGCCCGAGAGUGCCUGGAAGUUGCUUUUCUACUCCGUGUCGUGGUCCUACGGCGCCUACCUGCUCUUCUGCACCGACUACCCCUUCUUCCACGACCCCCCCUCCGUCUUCUACGGCUGGCAGCGGGGCAUGCCGGUGCCCGGGGACAUCGCGGUGGCGUACCUGCUGCAGGGCAGCUUCUACGGGCACUCGCUCUACGCCACGGCCUACAUGGACACGUGGCGCAAGGACUCGCUGGUGAUGCUGCUGCACCACCUGGUCACCCUCACCCUGCUGGCCUCGUCCUACGCCUUCAGGUACCACAACGUGGGCGUGCUGGUGCUGUUCCUGCACGAUGUCAACGACGUGCAGCUGGAGUUCACCAAGCUCAACGUGUACUUCAAGCACCGCGGCGGGGUCUACCACCGCCUCAACGACGUCGUCUCCAACAUCGGCUGCCUGGCCUUCAGCGUCAGCUGGUUCUGGUUCCGUCUCUACUGGUUCCCCCUCAAGGUGCUCUACGCCACCUGCCACUCCAGCCUGCAGUCCGUCCCCAACAUCCCCUUCUACUUCUUCUUCAACGCCCUGCUGCUCGUGCUCACCCUGAUGAACAUCUACUGGUUCCUGUACAUCGUGCUGUUCGUGGCCAAGGUGCUGCUGGGGCAGAUGCAGGAGGUGAACGAUGUCCGUGAGUACGACGUGGAGGAGAGCAGGAAACCCGGGAAGGAGGCUGGGAUCCAGCUGCCCCGGGCUCUGAAGGAAGGGCUGCACCUCAAGAACGGCCUCGUGAAGGACAAGAGGUUGUGAGGGCGGCGUGGCCACGGCUGCCAGGGCCUGGCACUGCCAGGACCCUGCUGGGGACCCUGCCAAGGACAGCCCCACGGAGAACUUCACCCCUGCCCCUGCCAGCCCUGCCCGCAGCCGGGAGGACACGCCACUGCCAGGACAGGGCCCCUGGGGGCUGGGCAGUGCCCUGUGCCCGGGCCGGGGGCUCCCUGUGGCCCCGGUGGGCUGUGCUGGCCCGGGGGGGGCUGGGGCUGCCUUUGUGUCCCUGGUGUUGCUCCACGUUCUCAGCCCCGCUGUGACACCCCCUGGACCCUCCCUCCGAGCCCCCUCAGCUGCUCCAGCUCCAGCCUGGGCAGGGAGCUCCUGUCCUGCCUGGGCAGGGGGCCCCGAGGCCAGCUGUGCUCCAGCUGUGCUCCAGCUGUGCUCCAGCUGCCACCCAGGGACUGCAGAGGUGGCCUUGGAGGAGUCACUGGCACCUGCAGCUCCCAGUGCAGGAAAUCCAGCUCAGGAGCUGCAGCCCAGCCCUCUGGAGGAGGCCCAGGAGCUUCAGUUUCCUUGGGAAAAACCCGUGCAGGUUUUGGAGUGGCCUAAAAAGGGUCCUGCAGGUCCCUGCUGGGGGAUUCCCCCCAGGGCUGUCCCCUCGCUGAAGGAAGAACAGAGAGUUCCUGCUCCUGGGAUGGAUUUCAAAAAAAACCCAGAGAAUUCCUUCUCCCAGGGUUGGGA